UCCGUGACAUUGCGAAGGCAGCCAAGAGCGACCUUUCAGAUCUAUCUGUUUAGCUUCAGAAGCUCCUCGAACUCUUUUUUUGUUUUGUUUUUUACAGCUCCACCUGGGCCUUUACAGUGGCGUUGACUCGGCGGCGAUGACGUCAGUGGCAGUUGCCGUCAACGGCGGAGGAGGAGGCAAGGAAAGCCGACGCGCCGUUCUCUGGGCGGUGGAGAAUCUCAUGCCCGAAGCUGAUCGCUUUAUCUUAGUCCACGUCAUGCCUAAAAUCACUUCAAUCCCAACUCCAACGGGAGAGCGUAUCCCCGUUGAAGAACUGGAUGAGGAUGUGGUAGCAAUGUACGUGGAGGAUGUGAAAGCAAACUUUGAAGAAAUCUUUGUGCCAUUUAAGAAAUUAUGCAAGACAAGUAAGAUGGAAACUUUGCUGCUGGAAGAUGAUGAUCCCGCUUCUGCACUUCUUAGAUACAUAUCUGAAUCAGGGAUUAAGAGUUUGGUGUUGGGCUCCAGCUCCUCAAAUUUCUUUAGGAGGAGGUUAAAGGGACCAGCGGUACCAUCAACUGUUCUGAGAUGUGCUACGGGCAGUUGUGAUAUUUAUAUUGUAUCGAGAGACAAAACCGUCAAAAAUCCAGCUGAUUCCUCAUCAGCUAGUGAGACCAGUUCUAAGCGUGAAAUGUAUACUCAAAGAGUUUAUAGAGAAGGUUCCAGUGACAUUAGUGAACAAAUGUCGAGGCUUCAUUCUCCUUCUGUAACACCUGAAGUUCACUACAACUGCGGAGAAUCAUCAAUAUCACAGUUUAGUUACCUAAAUUCUCUGGCAUCAACACAUAUUGACUCCUUAACAAAUGCCAUUGUAGCUGAGGAAAGGAAUCAUCGCAACUUUAGAGAUGAUUUUGAAACUAGUACUAUUAAGUGCUGCAAUUCCUUAUCUACAAAAAUGGAGCAGUUGGAUGUGCAGACUGAAGAAGAACAGCUGCGACAAGAAAUUCAAAAUACCGUUGCCAUGUACAAACGAGCGUGUGAAGAGCUGGUUCAUGCUCAAAACAAAGUCGAGUUACUUUCUUCUGAAUGCCUUGAAGAGGCUAGAAGAGUGAAUGCCACCCUAGAAAGAGAAGAAACUUUGACGAAAAUUGCUGCUGAAGAGAAAGCUAAGUAUUUGGAAGCUAUAAGGGAGGUUGAAGAGGAGAAACGCUUGCUGGCUAAAGAGUCUUAUGAAAGGCAGAUAGCUGAAUGGAAUGCCCUCAAAGAGUCCAUAGAGAAACAGAGAAUUGUUGAUUCACUAUUCUCCAAUGACAUGAGGUACAGAAGGUAUACUAGAAAUGAAAUAGAGGUAGCAACAGAAUUCUUCUCAGAAGGUAAUGUGAUUGGGGAAGGUGGAUAUGGGAAAGUUUACAAGUGCAGUCUUAAUCACACCCCAGUAGCUGUUAAGGUUCUAAGCCAUGACGCAACUGGCAAGAAAGAGGAGUUUCUGAAAGAGGUUGAAGUCCUAAGCCAGAUACGCCAUCCCAACGUGGUUUUGCUGCUUGGAGCCUGUCCUGAGAGUGGUUCCCUGGUCUAUGAAUAUUUGGAAAAUGGAAGUUUGGAGGAUUAUAUUUUCCACAGAAAUGGAAAACCACCACUUCCUUGGUUUGUUCGGUUCCGGACGGUUUUUGAAAUAGGUUGCGGACUUGCAUUUUUACAUAACUCAAAGCCAGAGCCAAUUGUUCAUCGAGAUCUAAAACCAGGUAAUAUCUUGUUAGACAGAAAUUAUGUGAGCAAAAUUGGGGAUGUUGGGCUUGCGAAACUACUCAACGAUGUUGUGCCUGACGACAUCACAGAAUUCAGAGACUCAAUCAUUGCUGGUACAUUCUGCUACAUGGACCCAGAGUAUCUGAGAACAGGCACCAUCCGACCCAAAUCAGAUUUAUAUGCUUUUGCAGUCAUGACCCUCCAGUUGUUAACAGCUCGCCCACCAAAUCGGCUUCUAUCAAUUGUUGAAAAAGCCAUUGCAAACGGCUCCUUUCCUGACAUUCUAGAUAAGUCGAUAAGAGAUUGGCCGUUGGCUGAAACCGAGGAAUUAGCUCACAUUGCUCUCAAGUGUUCGGAACCCAGAUGCAGGGAUAGACCUGAUCUUGAUACCGAAGUUCUGCCAGUCCUCAAAAGACUUACUGAAGUUGCAAAUGCAAGUUUGAAAGUAGAAGGCGAUGAUAUUUAUGCACCAAACCAUUACUUCUGUCCAAUCCUACAGGAAAUCAUGUAUGACCCACACAUUGCUGCUGAUGGUUUUACGUACGAGUAUGAAGCAAUCGAGGCAUGGCUCAAGAAACAUAAUGUAUCACCAGUGACAAAGCUUAGUCUCCACCAUCUUACGUUAACUCCAAACCACACAUUACGUUCUGUCAUUCAGGAGUGGAGGUCACGUGUGACAUUUUCACGUGCCUAGAUUACAAGAGUUGAUUGAAUUCUUCUGGUUACCAUUUACCUUCUCUUAAUGUUUUGUGAAACAAAUUACAAGAUAAUGAUGGUAAUGUAAGUCUGUCCCACCUCGGAAAUAUGUUUAUAUGUUCUGCCAAACAAGCUGGUUCAACUCAUAUAAUCGCUCCCAUUACUCCGUAUAUAGCAAUUUCAACACCAAUGACUUAGAAAA
This is a messenger RNA of Alnus glutinosa, 2620 nucleotides long. RefSeq names its product U-box domain-containing protein 34-like. The transcript has 9 exons. Gene Ontology annotation, biological process: protein phosphorylation; protein ubiquitination. NCBI's taxonomy places the organism in Eukaryota, Viridiplantae, Streptophyta, Magnoliopsida, Fagales, Betulaceae. The record is from RefSeq and is a predicted model, not a curated record. The coding region runs from base 137 to 2416 and encodes 759 amino acids. Gene Ontology annotation, molecular function: ubiquitin-protein transferase activity; ATP binding; protein kinase activity.